Psylliodes chrysocephalus is the source of this 8033-nucleotide messenger RNA. NCBI's taxonomy places the organism in Eukaryota, Metazoa, Arthropoda, Insecta, Coleoptera, Chrysomelidae. The record is from the annotation of a GenBank genome assembly.
AUGGAAGUGAAAGGGGAAAGGGCUGUUUACCAUUGAAAAAUUACGAAAUGAGAAAAAUAAAGAUUAGAAAUGGCUGAAAAUCAGAUCAAGCUUAUUGAAAGUACAAAUAAUGAAUUUAACAAAUACAUAAGUGUCGAUUAGUGUUAAGAUAUACAUAUUAGAUGUAAAAUAAGUUCCUUGGAGUUCGAAGGAUUAGAUUUUAAGUACAAGAAGAUGAAUAGAUUAGUUGAUUACUUCGUUAUAUGUGGAUUAGAUUAUAGUUCUGGUUUAGAGCCAGAUAAAUUAGCAGAGGACAACCUACAUGCCUCUCCAUUGGAACGUUCUUACAAAGGAAAAGUUUUGGCUCACUAUCCGGAAAAUGUACCAUCAAAUUCAUUCGACGAAUCAGCUGUUUGCAUGUUCUCAUUACCAGCUGGGUUAAAAUUUCGCACCCAAAAGCAUUCCGUUACUCAAGCGCCAAAUUUUCAUUCCUAUUUGAUUACCAGAGAGGAUGGGAAAAGAUGUUUUGGUUUCAGUCUUAUAUUUUACGAAGAAGUACAAAAUAGGGAUAUUAGAGAGGCCAUGCAUACACUGCAAGCGAUGUACAUCACCGAAUUAUCAAGUGGAUUAAGGGCUCGAACUCUACAGAAUACUCAAAACCAAGGGCCCCAAUCGAAAUCGCUGCCUAGAUAUUUCAAAUUGAGUCACAAUCCAAGCGGGGCGGCACUCACUUAUUAUGAUAUUUCUAAAGAUAAGCUGUACGUGUCUAAAAGUAUCGGUUUGAUCAGCCAAUGUGGAUACGUUCACGCGAUGAGGGUGUUUUUAGAAAAUUUGUACAGAUGUGUUCCGAAACAUUCUAACUCAACAAGUGGCCUCAGUCUAGAAAGCUAUGUGUUCAAUCUAUUAUAUGAAGUUCAAUUACCGGCAGCUGGUAAAAGUUUAUUAGUACAUUUACCACCAUCUGAUCCACAGUUGCCACCCGCGAGUGUGGUAAUACAAAACUCUUUACCGCCUCUAGAAUUACCGCAUCUUGAUUAUCCAUUGAGAUUGAUGUUUUUAUGGUUAGGGGUCGAUAUAGUUGUACAGCUAUUCACUUGUUUACUCUUGGAAUAUCAGGUGUUAUUAAGAAGUACAGAUCCUCAAAAAUUAAUGGUAGUUGCCGAAGGCAUUACAUCUUUGCUAUUCCCGUUCACUUGGCCUCACGUUUACGUGCCGAUCAUGCCGGCUUCGUUGCAUCACUUUUUGGACGCCCCCGUACCGUUUCUAAUGGGGUUAUAUUCUACAUCGGAGAAUAUAAAAGUGGCGUCUGAAGCGAACUUGUGUUACGUCGAUGUGGAUAAAUGUAAAGUGCAGUUACCCGAAGAAAUGGCUGCUUUUCCGCAUAUUGAACCGUUUACUGCCGAAAUUUGGUCGGUAUUGGAUAAAUAUAGUGUGCAUGUACCUAACAGUGAUUACUCCAGGAAUACUCAGGAAAUAAUCUCGACAAGGAGCAGCACUUUACCGGGUCGGCCGCAUAACCUCAGAAAAAUAUCAAUUCACGAUACUCUGGAUAACGAACGGCCACCGUCACCGCCAGGAUCGGCUAGAUCCGAAGCGCUGCAACGAAUCGCCGAUAUCGUACGAAGAACUGGAGUGACUUUAGAGCCGAACGAAACCAAUCAACCUUCAGAUUCCUAUAUCGAAGAUUUGAGAUUCAACAACGCCUUGAGGGAGAUCUAUUUGAAUAGAUUCGUGCAUAUAUUUCAGUCUUAUGAAAAUUUCGUUAUAUUUCCCAAUCAGGACAAAGAAGACUGGUUCAACAACAGAGACUCUAUGCAAAAUUUCGACAAAGCUUCGUUCCUAUCCGACCAACCGGAACAAGAUCGCAUGUUCCUAUGCAGAUUUCUAGAAUCUCAAAUGUUCGCCACCUUAAUCGACAACAAAAUACUCUCUAUAUGGGGCGAAAACGACAGUAACCUCCUAAUAUUCGACAACAGGAUAAAAUCCUUAAAAAAACGUUACGGUUGCGAAAACUCGAUGCGCUCUCUAUGCUACGAGCCCUGCCUAAGCGCUCACGAUACUCAAAAACCAGCCGACAGGCGAUUGGCCAAUCCGGAUUUCGAAUCGCCGCUACCGAGAGAAGUGACGAAUUGUAGGAGUCUACCUUGCCGACAAUUUCCGAUUUUGGAUAAGGAGGUGUUGAAUAAGACGCCGGUGUUGAAUAAGGGUAGCAUUCCGAGAGCUAGCGCGCUGAAGAAGGGAUUGUCGUUCUCGAAACCUCCUGUCGGUCCUAAUGAUAAGAAUUUGAAGUCCGGGAAUAAUCAGGAUAUGUCGCCAGCGCUGAUAGCGCAAGCCAAUUGGACGUUUGUUGAGAAACUUUUAAAAGACUGUAAAGCUAAAACCAAAAGAAUGCUGUUAGCCAAAUUAGGCGCCGAAGGCGUCACCCUAUCGAGCAACAACGCCAUGGAUAAUUUCGGCGCCGUCGAAGAAAGCACGCUCAUAACUUCUUUGUGCGAUUUUCUAGAACGCGUUUGGUCUCACGGUUUACAGAAGAAACGCGGUAAAUCGGCGAUGUGGUCUCACAUACUCGCUUACCAAGAGAAAUAUCAAUAUCUGACGAAGAAAGAUCUGCAUCAGCAUCAAUCUAAUGUCAGUCGAUUGACGGCUAGUUUGGAGAAUUGGAAUUGUCCGUUGGAAGAUGCGAAAUUAAGGGCUGAUUUACCUGAGUUACCUUCGUCUAUAUUGUUUGAUAUCGGAAAUGUACAAGCAAUGACUGACGUAAAAACGGCAAUAGGAAUGGCUCGCGCUUGGGUGCGAUUGGCUUUAGAGAAAAAACAAUUAUCCAAACACUUCAGAACGUUGCUGUCUGAUCAAAAUUUGCUCAGGGCGCAGUACAAACGUUUAGCGUUCGUGCGUUCUGAGGAAGAACGUGAGCAAUUUUUGUAUCAUCUGCUGUCUCUCAAUGCCGUGGACUAUUUUUGUUUUACCAGCACUUAUCCAACUACUGUGAUACCAUAUCGUCUUGUGAUAGUACCGAACAAAAAAGGAACUACAUCGUCUGCCAACGUUUGGAUGGUUCUAUCAGGAACAUUAUCCGAAACUAAUCGGAUAUCUGUUCCAAAAUCUACUUUAAAUUUCGAACACAAGCAUCAAAACCUGGGAGUUUUAACAACUUUAAGAAUAGGACAUGACAACACUGGUCUAUAUGCAAAGUGGAUGAUUGAAUACAUCAUUGUUCGAAAUGAUGUCACUGGACAUACAUACAAAUUUCCGUGCGGUAGAUGGUUAGGACGAGGGGUAGACGAUGGUUCGACAGAAAGGCUAUUAGUCGGCAGUUUAAUGUCUAGAAAAGAAGAAGCCGAAGAGAUAACUAUACAGAACAGCGGUAGUUUGGGACGUUCCACGCCCAGAUCGAGGUCGCCAGCGGUGCUUCAGAGAGCUGAAAUGAAACCUUCGCAAAUUCAAGUCAUGUUGGGCGACUGCGUAAAUAAAAUUAUAAAAUGGCAUCACAGGAGAUCAUCCGAAAGACACACCACUUUGACGGCGCUGCUUUGUAGCGAUAACGGUUUAGUAACGUGUUUGGAAAAUGUAUUCCUUCUAGGAUUCAAAUCGGCCAGACUGUUCAUGGGCAAGCAUUAUUUAUGGGACUAUUUCGUAAAAGUGAAGGAACAAUUCGAGUUGGAAUUAUUGGAAGAAGUAUCGGGGAACCGUACGCAUAGCUUAGAAAGGAAUCACCAAGAAACGGUGGCUGUGUGGCGAUGCUACUGCCAUCUCAUUGAAGAAAUCAAUCAUACCAGUAAAACUCUGGGCAAAGACGGGAAAUUUCAACAAUUUAUUUGUCUUAGCGUUAGGGAGCACCUGUUGCACAGAAUGUUGGUACCCAUGUCGAAAUGCAAAGUGACCUGCGAAAUGUACGAGGAAAUUUCUUUUCUUCGAAAAAAAGGGCUGCUAACGUUUCUCAGACAAAUCCUACUACCGUUGGACGAACUAGACGUCGUUUUAGAGAAAACGGUGUCGGAUGGGAUAUCUUCCCCGUCAUCGCACGUUUAGAGUUACAUAGAGUCGCGUAUUUAAGGUUUAUGCCCCUGAAAAAGUCUAUAAUCUACAAUGCAAAUGAAUGUUUUUAUUUAUUAGAAAUAAAUUAAAAUUGUUUGGUAAUAUUGGUAACUUUGUUUUUAUUUUAAAGCACAAUAGAAUUAAAAGAUAUAAGGUUUGUUGCAACACGCGCGAAAACCGUAAUAUUACCGUACAAAUCGUGCGCUUUACUCAAAAAUUGUGUACAGCACAUGAUUUGUACGGUAAUAUUACGGUUUUCGCCCAUGUUGGAAGAGACCUAUAAAUAUUUGUGCUUUUAAAUAAAAAUUAAGUGACUAAUAUUACUAAAAAGUUUUGAUUUACUUUAAAAAAAUUCUACGCCUAGCAAAUUUUCCUAUUUUUUUUAUUUAUGUACCUACAAACAGACUCGUUUUUUUUUAUUUAUAAUAUUUCGCAAUGUUGCCAAACUGUACAAAAAAAAACGUAUUUUAUUAUUUUGACUGGAAAGUUAGAAACGCAAAUCCUCAUCAGAUAUUUUUUUAAAGUUUUUGAUAUAUUAGUAUUAGUGUAAUAUAUAUUUUUUGACAUUUCUAUCCACCAUUUUUAUAUUAACAAACGUUUCAUGUACUCGGAUGUCGGUGAAAAAAAAUUCAAUAAAAUUUAGAGAAAAAAAAUUAAAUUCGAUAUCUAAUUCUUGUAACAAUUAAUUUUAAAUGAAUCACCAAGUAUAGUUUUUUUUAAACUAUUGACAGGCUUUGACAGUUUCUAUGAAUUUAUAUAGAAUAUGCCUAAAAUGUAAUUUAAAUGGAUUUCUUUCUCAUUGUUUGUAUAUUUUUAAAUGGAUCUCAUAUUAUGACUUUCGUCUAUUUCUUGUUUAUCCAAUUUUCUUCUUUUUUUUUUUUUUAAUUAAGAAUUCGACAUAAAUACUUGCCCACCCUGUACAAAGAGACAUAAACCUUAAACAAUCUAGUCCUUUUCUUGAUCAGAUUCGUUACCAAUGAUAUUUCUAUUUAGUGAUAUUUUGUUUUUUUUUUGUGUAAUAUUAGUCUUAAAAUUAUUAUAUAAAAUGUGAUUAUUAUUAUUUUUUUUUUUGUAUAUAUUUUGAUCAAAGUUAUUAUACGUUAUUUUUGCAUGAAAUUUAUUUAAGACCUAAAAAUAUACAGUUAUACAGUUUCUCCUCUAAAAUCGUAUAUCGGGUGUCCUGAUAAGUUUUUAACGAAAGCGGUUCCAGGAAAUAAUUUAGAAAUUGCUAAAUUCAUCGCUAAAUGGCGUAAUUUUCAUAGCUAAUAACAAAUUUUCGAUUUUUUUCAAAAAAAAAAUGUCAAAUUAAGUUAUGUUGAAAAUUUAAUUAAUAUCAUCGGUUGUAAGUAUUACGCCAUCUAUUGGUUAAGUUAGAAAUUUGAAAAUAUUUUCCAACGAAUUUUCUUGAUCACUUUUAUAAUUUUUUUUUUUUUUUUCAAAAAUUUACAUACAGGGUGUGUCAACGAUGCGUGAGUAAAUGAUAGUUGCUUCCUAAUUUGAUAUAAGAAAGAAUGUCUUAAAUAAUAGUUGUAGAUGGGAAUCAAAAUGAUGUCCAAAAAAUAAUUACUAAUAUACAGGGUGUUCUAAAAAGUGUGACUUAUCAAAGUUGUUUUUUUUUUAAGCAAUGCCCUAUAUAUUUUUAUUCGAUUAAAUUCUUUUUGGAAGAGCGUUUCUUAAAAAAUAUAGAGUUGUGUGAGUUUAUAUACCAGGUGGGUCGAAAUUUAGGGAUCAUUCAACAUUAAAUAUUUCAAAAUUUAUAAUUCGGAAACAGAAAAUUUGUCCACCAAAUAUCCUCGAAAAUGGUGCAUUUUCAUUUCCUGUUCAUAAUUUCUCAUACAACCAAAACUUGGAAUUACCAUAUAAAAAUAUAAAAUUUUGUACGUUUAUACCAGGCGAUUCAAAAUUAAGGGGGAAAUUUGUGUCACAAAAUGUGUUUAUUAAACACCUAAUAUCUCAAAAUCAACAACUUUAAAUAAGAAAAUUUUUUCACCAAAUAUCCUCGAAAAUGGUGCAUUUUGAUUUCCUAUUGAUAAUUUUACCGAAUGGAGAUUUUACCAUACAGGGGCAACCAAUACUUGGGAUCAGUUUUUCUUAGUUUUUCAAAUGGAUCAUCCUAUAUAUUUUCAUUCAAUUGAAUUCCUUUGAAAGAGCAUUUCUCAAAAAUAAAAAAUUGUAAGGGUUUAUACCAGGUGAUUCGAAAUUUAUGGUGGUAUUUGUGUCACAAAAUUCGUUCAUUAAACACCUAAUAUCUCAAAAUCAAGAAUUCUAAAUAGGAAAAUUUUUUCACCAAAUAUCCUCGAAAAUGGUGGAUUUUGAUUUCCUAUUCAUAAUUUUAUUGAAUGGGGCUUUUCCUCUACAGGGGCAACCAAAACUUAGGAUCAGUUUUUUCUUAGGUUUUCAAAUUGAACAUCCUAUAUAUUUUCAUUCAAUUGAAUUCCUUUGAAAGAGCAUUUCUCAAAAAUACAAAAUUGUAAGGGUUUAUACCAGGUGAUUUGAAAUUUAUGGUGGGAUUUGUGUCGCAAAAUGUAUUCAUUCAACAUCUAAUAUCUCAAAAUCAACAAUUCUAAAUAAGAAAAUUUUUUCACCAAAUAUCCUCGAAAUUGGUGCAUUUUGAUAGGAAAUCAAAAUGCACCAUUUUCGAGGAUAUUAUGUGGAAAAAUUUUCUCAUUGCAAAUUGUUGAUUUUGAGAUAUUUGGUGUUUAAUGAACACAUUUUGUGACACAAAUCUCACAAUAUAUUUCGAAUCACCUCGUAUAUAAAACUAUUAAUUUUUUAUUUUUGAGAAAUGCUCUUUCAAAGGAAUUCAAUUGAGUGAAAAUAUAUAGGGUGUUCCAUUUGAAAAACUUAGAAUAAAAUGAUCCCAAGUUUUGGUUGCCCCAUUUUCGAGGAGAUUUAGUAGAAAUUUUUUUUUCUAAAAUGCAUAUUUUCGGCGGCAUUUAACUGUAACACUUUAAUUUGAACACCCGGUAUAGUGUUUCAUUGAAAAAACAUUUAUCAGUUCUUUUGGAACAUAGAUUUUAUUGCCCUCUAUAACUUUUAUUUGAGACAUUAUUUCCUAUCUCAAAUCGUUGUACACCGUAUUUUCUGUAUCCUACAUACGCUAACAGUGUCGUUUUUUAUUCGGACGCCCGGUGUAUAUACGUUUCAGCGUUUGAAAUAAUGUAUUUGAAAGAGAUAAAUGACUUUUAGGAUAUGUUGUAUAAUUUUCGUUUAGAUAUAAAGGGUUUUCUUGAUCAUUUUCGAUUAAACGUUUCUUAAAAGGCGUGUAAAUCUGUUAAAAACUUUUGUCAAAAGUUCUUAUUCUUCUAUGUCAAAAAAAGGGGAAAACUCAAGAGAUAAACCUCUAAAUUUGUACAUUUAAGUCUCUUUGCUAAUUUUUUGACAGUUUCAUGUCAAUUCCUACAAUUUUGUUAUAUAUAAAGCUUUCUAAGAAAUAUUCAUUGAAAAUGAUAAAAAAAAGCCUGUCUCUAUCGUGUGUUAGAAAAUAGAAGUGUUUAAUCUGUUCUUAAAACUCUGACAUAUUUAUUUUUAAUUAUGGCGCCUUUUUUAUAACGUGUGAUCAAAAAAAAAAAAAAGAAAACCAAUUGUAAUUUCAGUGUCAUAAGUCUACUCUAGAAAUAUUUUUGUUCAUCACUUCCAUAUUAAUAUUUAAGAGUGAUCCACAAAAAAUGAUACUAAAGUAGACCAUGAACGGCACAGAUAGAGAUACGAAUCGUGCACUGCUCUAAUUUAAAUCCAAACUGGCAUUUAAAAAGAAGAAGAGAAUUGACAUAUUUUAAUUUUUCCAAAGCCUAGUUUAGAAACAUGUUUUUUGAUCACUACAUAUUUAAAAACUUGACCAUUCAAAAUUUAUCACUACGUUGAAUUGUUUUUAAUAUUUUUUACAUUUUUUUUUUUUUUUUUAGUUUUUUUCGUUAUUAUAAAAUAUAAACAAACAGAAUGAACACUUCUGGAUAAAUAGGUCUGACAUUUGUAUAAAAUGUGAUGGACUAUUAGAACAAUAAAGUUUAUUCUUGCCA